AGCGCAGCACACCCGGCCACCUCUCGCCAUGGCCUGCCGCAGCGCCGCCCCCGAGCACGCCUCGCCUGGGCCGGCGGCGCCCCUGCGCCCCGCUGCGCCCAAGCUCGGCGGCGCGGCCAGCAGCAGGCGCAGCACGGAGCAGCUCGCGGCGCAGGCCCUGCUCGCGGCGAGCGGGGGCAGGGAGCUGCUGCGCUGUGCGCUGGGCGGCGCGGAGGAGGCCCCACAGGACCGCGGAGCCGCAGGCGUCGGCAGCCCGGCCAACCUCACGUCGCCACUGCCGGGACCCCGACGUGGCAGAUCCCCUGCGAGCAGCACGGCGGCCCGGGCCACUGCCAGAAGCCGGCGCAGAUCGGCCUCAGCCGCUUCGACUGGGCCGCGGGCGGCCGCUGGGUCGUCAGCACUCCGAGCGCAGGUCACGAGAACCAGCGCACCACCGGCAGCCUCCAGACCGUCGGUGCCGCCGCCUGCAUUGCGAGGUCGUGCGGGACCGCCCCUGGCCCCGCCGCGCUGCCGCCCGCGGUGCCCUCGGGCCUGGGGCUGCCCGACCUCCCCGGCGACGUUCUCCAAACGGUUGUGGAUUGGCUCCCCACGUUCCACGAGAGGGUCCGCUGCUGCCGCGCCGCGAAGGCGAUGCGGCGGCUCGACUGGCGGUGGAGCCCGCCGCUGCAGCUUGAGGAGGAGCUGGGCCGCAUGACGCUGGGCGAUCGGGGUGCCGCGGCGGUGGCCAUCACGCUGAGCUGCCCGCUCAGCAGGAGCCUCGGCGAGCUCAGCCUGGAAGAGAACGGAAUCGGCGACGCCGGCGCAUGCGCCAUCGCCCGCGCCCUGGGGGCCGGCGCUGGGAUCCGGCGCCUCUCCCUGCGCGACAACGCCAUCGGCGACGUCGGUGCGGAAGCCUUGGCGGAGGCGCUGAGUCGCAGCACGACGAUCGAGGAGGUCGACCUCUGGGGCAACCAGAUCAGCGACGCUGGGAAGGCGGCAAUCCAGCGCAUGGCGAGGUGUGACGCCUUCCUGGAGGUGGACCCGGUGCGCCCCGUUGGCGCGGGCUCCCCCUCGGCCGACGUGGGCAAGAUCCGAUCCGUCCUGUUCGAGUGGAUCGCGCAGGUGCACAGCGGCGUGCAGAUGCCGCCGGCGUGCAGGGAUGGCCCGGCCGAUCCGCAGGACAUGCUGUUUCGCACCUACCGCCACGUGGACGCCUACGUCGCGCACCGCCCGGUGCAGCGCACCGAGCUGCAGCUGGCGGCCGUGGCGUCCACGCUCCUGGCCAGCGGGUACCGCGCCGAGCACUGCCUGGAGGACGACCUCCAGGUCUCGUCGUGGGUCAGCAUGGUGACCGACGGCACGUGCACCAUCCAGGAGGUGCAGUCCAUGCUCGGCCAGGUGCUGGGCGCGCUGGGAUUCGGUCUCCUCCAGCCCACGCCCUACACGUUCCUGCGCCGACUCCUGCGCAGGACGGGGUGGACCGAGCAGAGCUUCAGCCUCGCGAACUACCUCAUCGAGCUCGCGGCGCUGGACUCCGCCUUCCUCGCCUUCAGGCCGCAGGCCGUCGCCGCCGCGGCCUGCGUGCUCAGCAGGCAGUAUGCCGCGCAGGGCGUCAGCGUCCGGCGCGCGCCCCGCUGGAAGGCGAAGCUGCUGCAGAGCGCCCACGUCGAGCUCGAGGCCGAGCUGGCAGGAUGCAUCGCGAGCCUGGCAAGCCUUCACAGGUCCAAGCAGCCAGAGGUGAACAACUUCGUGAACCGAAAGUACUCAGUGGACGCGCUGCACUCGGUUGCAAGUAUUACGCCGAACAUGCCUGUGGACGCAUCGUAUUACGUGGGGUACAUGACUUGCUGA
Messenger RNA from Prorocentrum cordatum, 1830 nucleotides. Lineage: Eukaryota; Dinophyceae; Prorocentrales; Prorocentraceae. The record is from the annotation of a GenBank genome assembly.